Molecule: messenger RNA, 3603 nt
Organism: Cyprinus carpio (common carp)
Lineage: Eukaryota; Metazoa; Chordata; Actinopteri; Cypriniformes; Cyprinidae
Product: E3 ubiquitin-protein ligase RNF26-like
Biological process (GO): protein ubiquitination; ubiquitin-dependent protein catabolic process
Molecular function (GO): ubiquitin protein ligase activity
Source: RefSeq, a predicted model, not a curated record
CUGCGCAGCCCGAGCGCCGGAUUGAUCCACUUCAAACACGUGUUGUAAAGCGGAAACAACGGACUGAAACAGCGCGAGAAGCUUUCGAUUCUAUCUCACUAAUAAUCCAAACAAACGAGAGCUUGUCGUCGUCCUGGAGCUUUACAGAAUAACGCGGAGCUUGAAUUACUCCCUACCAAGUAUGAACAUCCACGUGGGAUACAGCUUUACGCAUCCAGCCAACGCCAGCAGUUUCGAUUUUCAAACGUAAACAUCCGCCGGGCAGUUCCCGUCCAUGUGUGCGCAGACACUUCACUAUGCUACCCAUGUUCAGGAUAAGUCUUUCGGUCCAAAACAGAGGACAUGCCAUUCCCAGCUAAUGGUCAGUUAUGAUGCAACUGGAGCGGAUUUUAUUUAACCCCAAGUGCUUUGUCAAGGCGUCAGCGUUACUAAAGAUGCGAAUGGGUUAGCACGCAAGCUAACUUGGCUACGAGAGCUGUUUGUUUGUGUAACUACAUACUCAACUAUGUCGUUUGACAUCACAAAUAAUAAGUCAGAAUAUAUAUAAUCCAUUUUGGCAAACAAAGGUGACAGUUUCACAAUCGGACAUCCUUAUUAUGGGUCUACUGAACUUUGUUUUUACUUCAGUUGGAAUAUGCAUAGAUGUCAUUUGCCUCCUUCUGGAUUUAAAUUUUGUGAUUGUAAACUCAAUAAUUCAGCUGUUGGUGGCAGUGAUUUCCUUUGUCAAUAGUUUGCCCAUGCUACUCACAAAUUCAGUGUCGGAGUGCUGGAAUCUCACUCUGCUUUGCAUCAUCACCAUGAGGGACGGAGUGGCCUUUGUGACCCAUAACAUGGUCGGAGGCUGGAUGCAGCUGCUGGGAGGCGUCCUGGAAAGCUUUAAGAUGAUCGGAUACCUGUCUUCGCAUCUACUGCUCCGCACCAAAGAGCUUCUCCACCGCGGGCUAUUGUCAGGACAUGGUUUUCUGCGACAGGCCUGGGAAGGCUGUGGAAUUGUGUUCAGCUUGUUGCUGUAUUUCAUCAACACGAUCAUCAACUUGCUCCUCAUUGGCACGCAAAAUUUAUACUCUGUGUUGGUCAGCGCGGUGGAAGCGUUGUCCUGUCCUUUACAGAAAGCUCUUGAACUGACUUUGACGGUGUUGACGUUUCUUUACAGCAGUCUUGUCGGCACCUCCAUCCUGCUGUGGACUCCAUGCAGACUGGCGAUGGAGUUCCUGGGAUCCGUGUGCCAUGUGUUUGUGAGCGUGUUCCUGCUCAACUCUUACGGGCUGCUUCUCACAUUGCUCAUCAUCGCAAGUGCCACUGUAUAUCUAAACCCUGCGCUCCCACGACAUGUAUGUUUGCAUGUGAUCAACUACAUCAACACUGUUCCCAUCAUACGGUGUCUCCGGAGGGCUCUACACCGCCUCUUUGUGCUCGAGAGGAAUUUGUGGCAGCGCUUGGCCUGGUAUCACAGCCAGAUAAUGGUUCCUGCAAGGAUGGAGGUUGCGGAAAGGGACGUUAGACCGCCAGAUCACAACCCCGAGCCUCAAGCUGACCCAAACGCAGCAGGCGAGGUAGCAGAAAACGCACCUGAGGAUGCCCACCAAGUGGACGACCCUCUAGACCUGCCGCUUCCCAGUUCCAGCACUCGCAGGCCACUCCGGAAAUUUCCUUCGGAGGACAGUUGCAAAGGCCCUCCAGCUGACAACCUGCUGAAUCUUCUGCAGGAGCAAGAGGAGAGGAAGAAGUGCGUGAUCUGUCAGGACAGCACCAAGACUGUUGUGCUCCUGCCAUGCCGUCACUUGUGCUUGUGUAGAAACUGCACCAACAUUUUGCUCAGCCAGCCUAUCUACCAACACAACUGCCCUCUGUGCCGCCACAUGAUCCUUCAGACCAUGGACGUGUAUCUCUGAGGGAAGCGUUUACGGAUGUGUUUCUGUCAUCCUCAGGUUUUUGGAGCAGCACUGUUCCUGAAAUGUGGGAAACCACUUUUUCCUUUUUCAUAGAUGGCCAUUCCACUACUGUUGCUUGUAUAGAGAUUUAAAUCACAACCUUUUGUAAAUCGUUAAGGCGAGGCUGACAACAGUGACCGUGCUUUCUCAUGAUUUUAUAUUCAUUGUCACUUUCAGCUUGUAGAAGCAAUAGCACAUGAAUGUAAGCUUUGUAUUAAAAAAAAAAAAAAAAAACAUUAAAAAUGGGGUGUUAAUCUUGAGGAUGGAAGAUUUAUGACGUUAUUGUCGAGUGUUUAUGGGGAACAGUUGUAUGCUACAAUACUAACCUUGGGCCUUAUAGUAUGAAUCGUAAAAGUGAUCAAAGGUUUCAUGGGAACCUUUGAAACCUCACAAUAAUCCACAAGUAAUUUACAUGACCUCACAGUUGUGAAGUGUAAAGCUGUUUUUAUAAUAGGCAGAUCCAUCAAGAUAUUUUUAACUUCAAACCAUUCCAGUCAAGUUCUCUAUCCAUAAUAUUGCUUUCCCCAGUGAAAAAGUUGGCUCAUUUGAAUCAGGGGAGAAAUAUGCACAAAUCAAGCACCAUUUACAAGCAAAAACUAAUGGAUUUGUAUUUUGGCCAAGAGAUGGAUUUGUUUCUUACAUGCAGCUUUUCAGUGUUAAUUGAUGGAUUGAAGUCUUUUCAAGACAGUUACCUCUGGAUUAUUGUGAUGUUUAUGGAGAAUAUUUGUAUAAUACAAUACGAACAUUGGGCCUUAGUAUGAUUUGUUGUCUGCAUAAUUUUUUGUGUGACUGUAAAGGUGAUCAAAGGUUUCAUGGGAGCAUCUACAACAUCAGAUUGAUUUUUUUAUUUUGUAUAUUUUUUAUGUUGGAGAAAAUGUAAUCAUUCCACCAAAGCUGUUUUGCACUCUUUUUAAAUGAGUGUCACUACAAUAUUUUUUUACAAGUUAUUCUACAAUCUGAUGAUGUAUUCGUGCUGUUUUUGUCAUUUAUUAUUGAACAGCAUUAAGGCUUUCUCACUGCUCAAGUGUUAUUGAUUAAUGCAUUUUCAAAUCAAAAUUUUGUCCUUGUUUUUUUUUGUUUUGAGAGACAGUAAUUAAAUUCAAUUCAAUACCGGUAAAAACAGAGUGGAAGAAAGGCUUUUAGCUCAGAUUUGUCCAGAGGAUGUUAGAAAUCACUAUUUUGGAAAACAUCUUAUGCAUUAGAGAAACAAGGUAGAGGCUUUUCUGGUUUCUCAUCUCAAUUAUUUUGGUCAUUUUGGACCCAUUCAGAAAGGCACAAUGUGCAAGACAAUCAGGUGCAUUUAAAAGAAAGAAAAAAAAAACACUUGCAAGGUCCAUGCAAGUUGUUGUCCUUCCUAAAAAAUAUUUUUAAAAAAAUGACUCCAUAUAGUCCCUAAUUAUUUCUGACACUCUCAAUUCUGCACAAUGCAGGUGACAAGCACUAACCCAUGGUUUAUUAUUAUAAUUUUAAGGUUUUUAAAGAAGCUGUGAUUUCAUUCCCUAUUAAGCUCCAAGCCUUUUUUAUUCUUGUACCACAGACAUUUGUUUUCUAUGAAGGUCUCCAGUGAUUAUGUUUGUGGGUAGAGCAGAUGUCUGUCUCUCCAGAGGCCUGUAUAAUAUCAAAACCACAUUCACUGACUAUCCAGAUGAAUAAUAAACAGUAUUUGACUGUG